Molecule: messenger RNA, 1293 nt
Organism: Ananas comosus (pineapple)
Lineage: Eukaryota; Viridiplantae; Streptophyta; Magnoliopsida; Poales; Bromeliaceae
Product: FH protein interacting protein FIP2
Exons: 11
Coding region: 72-980 (302 amino acids)
Biological process (GO): protein homooligomerization
Molecular function (GO): protein binding
Source: RefSeq, a predicted model, not a curated record
AUUGCGAAGUGUCGAAGGGAGGAGACGCAGAGGGAGAGAGAGAGAGAGGAAGAGGAGGGAGAGUCGGAGCGAUGGGUUCGAGCGCCCCCCUCUCACCUUCCCCAAUCCUCCUCAACAUCGGGGGCAAGAAGUAUGCAACAACUAUCGAUACACUUACUCAGCGUGAGCCUGAUUCCAUGCUCGCGGCGAUGUUUAGUGGCAGGCAUACAAUUAUUCAGGACUCUGAAACGGGAAUGAUAUUUGUUGAUAGGGAUGGGAAACAGUUCAGGCAUAUUCUCAAUUGGCUGAGAGAUGGUGUAGUUCCUGCCCUCCAAGAAUCAGAAUACCAUGAAUUAUUGCGAGAGGCAGAAUACUAUCAAUUACUUGGGUUAGCUGACUACAUAAAAGCAAAUAUGAAUAAGAAGAAAGAUGAAGAUACUUCAAAACCUGAGUUGACACGAACAGACAUUAUCAAAUGCAUCCAGAAUGAAAAAGUUAGAUUUCGUGGUGUGAAUCUUUCUCGCCUGGAUCUCUCUAAGCUUGACCUGUCGUUUGUCGACUUCAGUUAUGCGUGCAUUGAGAAAACCAACUUUUCAUGCGCUAACCUUCAGAAAGCUAAGUUUGGGGACGUGAAGGCUGAAGGUUCUAUCUUCCAUGAUGCUAUUUUGCGUGAAUGUGAAUUUAUUGGAGCGAAUCUUCGCGGAGCUAUAUUAGAUAGGGCAAACCUUCAGAGUGCAAACUUGCAAGAUGCAUGCUUAAAAGAAUGUAGCUUUUGUGAAGCAGACCUUCGAUCAGCGCAUUUGCAGAGUGCGAACCUUGUUGACGCUAACCUAAAAGGAGCAAAUCUAGAAGGAGCUAAUCUCAAGGGAGCAAAGUUGGCUGGUACGAAUUUGCAGGGUGCAAAUCUUCAGCGGGCUUACUUGCGAGAAGUCGAUUUGCGCGAAACUCAAUUAGAGGGGGCGAAGCUUGGUGGUGCAAAUCUACUGGGAGCUAUCAGAUGAGUGAGGCAUAAAUCAAUGGCCAAAGUCGUUUUUGUACCAUACACUUGGUAUUAAGCUGUGCCUGUUGCAUCUACGAUUGUCGCGAGCACCGGUGGUUUCAAUUGUCUUUACUAUAUAACUAAAGAUCAUGUGGAAAUGAGAAUGUAUUAUAAGUUUAUGAAUGAAUCCCAUGUUAGGAGUUAAUAGUAACUGCAAAACUCACGUGUUCAUCGUGUCACGGCUACUUUGGUUUUCUAGAGGACAUUGGUUUACAAUGGCAGUGUCUAUAUUCUUUGAUUUGCUAUAUAUCUCAAUUGGCCAAUACCGAAACGCA